Messenger RNA from Penicillium diatomitis, 975 nucleotides. RefSeq names its product type 1 serine/threonine-protein phosphatase catalytic subunit GLC7 (gene glcA). The record is from RefSeq and is a predicted model, not a curated record. Lineage: Eukaryota; Fungi; Ascomycota; Eurotiomycetes; Eurotiales; Aspergillaceae. The transcript has 4 exons. Gene Ontology annotation, molecular function: protein serine/threonine phosphatase activity. Gene Ontology annotation, cellular component: nucleus; cytoplasm. The coding region runs from base 1 to 975 and encodes 324 amino acids.
AUGGCCGAUCAAGAAGUGGAUCUGGAUUCGAUCAUCGAUCGCCUCUUGGAGGUGAGGGGCAGCCGUCCUGGCAAGCAGGUGCAGCUUUUGGAGUCGGAAAUUCGUUUCCUCUGCACCAAGGCUCGUGAGAUCUUCAUUUCCCAGCCCAUUCUGCUGGAGCUGGAAGCGCCCAUUAAGAUCUGCGGUGAUAUUCACGGCCAAUACUAUGAUCUCCUUCGUCUGUUCGAGUACGGCGGCUUCCCUCCCGAGGCAAACUACCUGUUCCUUGGCGACUAUGUCGACCGUGGCAAGCAGUCCCUGGAGACCAUUUGCCUGCUCUUGGCCUACAAGAUCAAGUAUCCGGAGAACUUCUUCAUCCUGCGCGGUAACCACGAGUGUGCCUCCAUCAACCGUAUCUACGGCUUCUACGACGAGUGCAAGCGCCGAUACAACAUCAAGCUGUGGAAGACGUUCACUGACUGCUUCAACUGCCUUCCCAUUGCGGCUAUCAUUGACGAGAAGAUCUUCACCAUGCACGGUGGUCUGAGCCCUGACUUGAACUCCAUGGAGCAAAUUCGCCGCGUGAUGCGUCCAACUGAUAUCCCCGACUGUGGUCUUCUUUGCGACCUCUUGUGGUCUGACCCGGACAAGGACAUCACGGGGUGGAGCGAGAAUGACCGCGGUGUCUCUUUCACAUUCGGGCCCGAUGUGGUAUCACGCUUCCUGCAGAAACACGACAUGGACUUGAUAUGCCGCGCGCAUCAAGUGGUGGAGGAUGGAUACGAGUUCUUCUCAAAGCGCCAGCUGGUCACACUGUUCAGUGCGCCCAACUACUGUGGUGAAUUCGAUAACGCCGGUGCGAUGAUGAGCGUCGACGAGUCUUUGCUCUGCUCGUUCCAGAUCCUAAAACCGGCCGAAAAGAAACAAAAGUACGUUUACGGUGGCAUGAGCUCCGGCGGAUCAAUGACCCCUCCGCGCAAGCAAAAGAAGAAGUAA